Messenger RNA from Oryza brachyantha (malo sina), 1750 nucleotides. Its product is annotated as probable sugar phosphate/phosphate translocator At3g11320. The transcript has 4 exons. NCBI's taxonomy places the organism in Eukaryota, Viridiplantae, Streptophyta, Magnoliopsida, Poales, Poaceae. Gene Ontology annotation, molecular function: antiporter activity. Gene Ontology annotation, cellular component: Golgi apparatus. Bases 435 to 1427 code for a protein of 330 amino acids. The record is from RefSeq and is a predicted model, not a curated record.
UAUAUACUAUAAAUAUUUAAUGCCACCCGUAACGCACAAGUCCACGGUUAGUUCCAUUUAAUUCACCAUUAUAGUAAAAUUGACAGCAAACUCACUUACUGUAGUGUGCUCAACCAGGGGCAUUUGGAUUCUAACAUUGAUAUAGCAAGGAGGCUAAAUAUUAAUUUAGCAAGUUAGAUUUGUUUAAGAGUGACAUUUCAGCGAAUACAAAUUCGGAUUAUAUAUAUAGACCCACGUAUUAAAGAAAGGUAAGGUAGAAUAGCAAUUUUCUCAUCAGCAACGGAGCCUCGUAAUUAAUCCACCAGCUCUCCCGCCACGUGUCCCCUCCCCUCACUCCUUCGUCCUAACGCGGCGGAAGCCAUCAGCGAGGGAGCCACUCCUCAGAUCGAGCUGAGCUCCUCCUCCUCCGGUAACCCCCUCUCCUCGUCCUCGAGAUGGGGCAUCAGCAGCAGCAGGAGGAGGAGAACCUCACUCUCCUCCCCACCACCACCAUGUCCGCCGCCGGGGCGGGUGCGGCGGGGGGGCGGGCGUUCACGGUGGGGCUGGUGGCGGCGUGGUACGCCUCCAACAUCGGGGUGCUCCUCCUCAACAAGUUCCUCCUCUCCACCUACGGCUUCCGCUACCCAGUCUUCCUCACCGCCUGCCACAUGUCCGCCUGCGCCGUCCUCUCCUACGCCGCCGCCGCCGCCUCCUCGGCCCCGCGCACGCCGCCGCGCUCCCGGGGGCAGCUCGCCAGGGUGGCGCUGCUGGGGGCCGUGUUCUGCGCCUCCGUCGUCGCCGGCAACGUCUCGCUCCGCUACCUCCCCGUCUCGUUCAACCAGGCCGUCGGCGCCACCACGCCCUUCUUCACCGCCGUCCUCGCCUACGCCGUCGCCGCGCGCCGGGAGGCCUGCGCCACCUACGCCGCCCUCGUGCCCGUCGUCGCAGGCGUCGUCAUUGCCACCGGGGGCGAGCCAAGCUUCCAUCUGUUUGGUUUCAUAAUGUGCGUCGGCGCAACCGCCGCGAGGGCGCUCAAGACCGUGCUGCAGGGGAUCUUGCUGUCAUCAGAAGAGGAGAAGCUCAACUCCAUGGAUCUCCUCCGUUACAUGGCUCCGGUUGCUGUCAUCCUGCUGAUUCCAGCAACACUGAUCAUGGAGCGCGACGCGCUCAGUAUGGUAACCGUGCUGGUGCGGGAAGAUCCGAGUUUUAUUUGGAUAUUGCUUUGCAAUUCCUCUUUGGCAUACUUUGUGAACUUGACAAACUUCCUAGUCACCAAGCACACCAGCCCACUCACUCUCCAGGUUCUUGGAAAUGCGAAAGGGGCAGUUGCCGUUGUCGUCUCCAUCCUGAUAUUCAGAAACCCAGUAACCUUCAUGGGGAUGCUAGGCUACGGGAUAACAGUCACGGGCGUAGUUCUGUAUGGUGAGGCCAAGAAAAGAAGCAAGUGAAAAACAAAAGGAAUUUACUUCACCACAGCAGUUUGGCAGCUCCUGCGCUCUACGAAUGGUGAUUACAUUCUGCAUAUGCACAUCCAUCACUGCCACCCUGAUUUGUUCUGAACUUUUGAUUAAAUCAUUGAUGGGAUGAUGAUGAUGAAGUCGAUAAGUGAAAUCUUUUUCUACAUGCUCCAGAUGUGCAAUCUGGGAUCCUAAAGUGUAGGGGUUGGUGAUCGUCUUAGCUUAUCAUACAACGCUAGGUCAGAUGCAUUGAUGCUUUGUAACAAUGAUGUGUACUGUAAUCAGUUUAGGUGAGAUGCAAAAAUCAUGAUAAC